AUGAGUUCAGGAACUUCGAUUUUCGACUUGGGAGAUGACCUCCUCAUCACCCAAAUCCCACAGUACUUGCUGCCCGAGGAUAUCUUCAAUUUCUCCAUCAUCAACAAGUCCACCUACAACGCAUUCCACAACUCGUCCUUGACCACUGCGUUGUACAAGAUCUUGUACAACAAGAAGUUUACCAACCAUGAGAUGGACUUUACUUUGGACAGCAACGAAGACUUGAAUUGGACCCAGCUCUUCAAAUUUAGGGUCGGUUUGGGCCAAAAGGUGUACACUUGGGGGGCGUCGUCCAUGGCACGGUUAGGGUAUUUGACUCGAUCAAUAUCUACUAGCCAUUUGACGUCAAAUGCAUACGGAAUUAGAAACGUCCACACUCCCACGAACAUUCCCGACUUCAAUGGACAUCUCGUGAUUGAUGUAAUUGCCAACGGAUACAGCUUUUUGAUCCUCACCAACGAUGGGGAUAUCUUCUACACUGGAUUAUCGUGGAAAAGACCACACGCGGGCUCGUCCACCCCGGGGCCUGUAGAUGGCGAGGAUACUGGACCAUCCCCUUCUUCCCUGGCAUUGACGACCUUGAAUGAGACUCCUCCUCUUCAAUCCAGAAGAUCAAUAAGAGGUUCUGGGAUAGUAGCGAUUCCGUUCACCGUGAACAGAGGAAAUCGCUACGACCGUGAUGUACAACAGACAGCAACACCCCUGUCUAGAAGGAUGCUUCCUCCGAAUCCAAACCUCACGCUUCCCCCAGAAGAAAUGACCUUUCCACCAGGACUUGCCGAGUCUGUUCCUGGUUCCAAAUCAGUGAAGGAGUCUAAUUUAUUGACCAAAUUGCAUUUACCUGAUCUUCCCCAGAGUGAGCAACGGAAACGCAAAAUAAUUUCCCUUUCCAGUGGCAGGGAACAUAUUGUAGCGUUGGAUAACCUCAAUAACAUCUACACAUGGGACACGGGAACUAAAGGUCACGAGGGAACAAGGUUGAGUUUUCCGGGCUUGGACCUUGCAAACCUAUCUAUUGUCAAAAUAUCCGGUGGCUGGAAUUUAUCUGGAUGUUACGUCUAUGAGGUCGGGCUUGUUAUCUGGUAUUCAAGGAUCCCAAUCUCGAGAGAGCAAUUUGACAGUGGAGCAAGAAGCUCGGAAGCGAAGUACUUUGUUAUCCCUCGGACCAAAGCCAAUAUUGUCGAUUUUACUGUGGGCUACGAUUAUAUCUUGUACAUCGACAAGAGCUCGGGAAAGCUUUACAAGUGUGGGUUUAGUGCCAUUGACUACAGUUCCAGAUCAGAUACAAUUUCCCAAGACGAGAUUACUGUGUCGGUACGUCCAAUGGAUAACUUCAACAAUUGGUUGCAGGAGCACAAUGUCAGUGAGGGUAAGUUCGCCAAAUUCAAUCAUGUCAAGUGCUGCUUCACCAAUUUUGUGGUGUUGACCGACGAGGACAACCUUGUUAUCGGAAACCAAGCACACUUGCAAUACACUGGUAAUGACCCUGAUGAUGAUGGAGCACGUCCCAAGUACAUCCCCGAGCUACAAAACCAGCACAUCAAGACGGUGGACAUCGGAGACCAUCAUUUCCUAGCGUUGACCAGCGAGGGCACCGUUUUAAGCUGGGGGUUGGAGAUAGAUAACUGUGGGUGCUUGGGGCUUGGCUCCAAGGACGAGUUUGUGGACAGCCACCAGCCGUCCGAGGUCAAGGAUGAGGGCAGGGGCAAGGGCAUGAGGGUGCUCAAGCCGUUCCAGGUGACCAACCCGCCGUUUCCGGGAAAGUGGGUCAGCAUUACUGCCAGCGGAUGGCACUCUGGCGGGAUCUAUGUUCCUACAUAA
Messenger RNA from Suhomyces tanzawaensis NRRL Y-17324, 1821 nucleotides. Its product is annotated as SCF ubiquitin ligase complex subunit. The transcript has a single exon. Gene Ontology annotation, molecular function: guanyl-nucleotide exchange factor activity. NCBI's taxonomy places the organism in Eukaryota, Fungi, Ascomycota, Pichiomycetes, Serinales, Debaryomycetaceae. Bases 1 to 1821 code for a protein of 606 amino acids. Gene Ontology annotation, cellular component: cytoplasm. The record is from RefSeq and is a predicted model, not a curated record.